Molecule: messenger RNA, 641 nt
Organism: Episyrphus balteatus (marmalade hoverfly)
Lineage: Eukaryota; Metazoa; Arthropoda; Insecta; Diptera; Syrphidae
Exons: 2
Coding region: 114-470 (118 amino acids)
Source: RefSeq, a predicted model, not a curated record
AAUUUCUGCAAGAUUAUUAUCAAUUAAACGAAUCAAGUACUCACCUGAACUUCAUAAAAGAGCUUCAGAAGAAUUAAAAUCAAGUGUUUUAUUUUAGUAUAACUAAACUUAUAAUGAGAUUCCAAUUUAUUAUUGUUGCAGUUUUUAUUGCCACAAUUUGUUUGUUCAAAGAUGUUAAGGCACUCGGUGUUGGUCCAGUUGGUCCACCAUCAUUUUGCCCAAUCAGCUCGGCCAUCAUCGCUCAAGAAAUUGCAAAAGUCAGCACACCCGAUCUCCCAGCGGAUCUCCAACAAAAAUUAGCUGAUAUCUCCAGCAAUUCCGAUGAAUUGUGUGAAAAAUGUGAAAGCUUGAUUGUUUGGCAAAGUAAAAUUUGCUCCAUUAAUCAUUUGAAAUCAAGUUUGUUGCAAAUACAACAAAUUAAAGCUGAAGCUGACGCAAGACUCGCUACAACAGCUCCUGCUGAGCUGUAAGAAAUAAUAUUAAUUUUUCUCCCUCAAAAAAUUUGCUGAAAUUUGAAACUUUUGUUGCUGAUAAAAUGAACCACAUAUCUACAAAAAAAAAAAAAAAAUCAUCUUCAAUCUUAAAUUAUUGUAAAAAUACAUUUUUAAUUAAAUAAAUAAAAUUAUUGCAUUCAAAAUAAA